Messenger RNA from Phoenix dactylifera (date palm), 3948 nucleotides. RefSeq names its product sister-chromatid cohesion protein 3 (gene SCC3). Lineage: Eukaryota; Viridiplantae; Streptophyta; Magnoliopsida; Arecales; Arecaceae. Gene Ontology annotation, molecular function: chromatin binding. The record is from RefSeq and is a predicted model, not a curated record. Gene Ontology annotation, cellular component: chromatin; cohesin complex; nucleus. Gene Ontology annotation, biological process: sister chromatid cohesion.
CGCGGGCUCUUCUCGAGUUAAAAGCCAAACCUCGCUCCCUUGUCUAUAUCUCCCUCCAAAAUUUCUAGGGUUUUCCCUCCUAGAUCGAGGUUUCCAGUCCUCAUUCCCCUAACUUCUAAUCCAGUUUUGGUCCAAUUGAGAAUUUUUAGAGUUCUUCCUCUCCUCCGCGAUGGAGAACGCCGCCGUCGCCUCGGAGACGUCCGUCCGCCGUCCGAAGAGGGGUAGGGUUUUGGAGUCCUCUGACGGAGCGCCGAGCAAAUCGAGCGGCUCGGUUGGGGAGAUGCCUGACCAGAGCCCUACUGAUGGGGACCAGGGGUCCGGCGGUGACGGAUCGUUCGACGGACUCGACGAUCCCGCCCCCAAGGCUAAGAGGAAGCGCGGGGCUGCGGUUCGGGCCGCCGGGUGGAGGGAAGAUCAGAGCUUGAUCGACAUUAUUAAAUCUAAUGGGAAGCUAAUAAACCAUGCUGUCAAACAAUGGGUCGAGCGAUACGAAGCAGAUCCCAAAUCUGCAAUGGUUGAGAUUCUAAUGAUGCUGUUUGAGGCCUGUGGCGCCAAGUACCAACUUGAUGCGGGUUCCCUUGAUGAGACUGAUGUAGAUGAUGUAGUUGUGGCUCUUGUUGAGCUAGCUAAAAAUGGUGAAGUGGAAGAUUAUUACAACUCAAAACAAAAAGACCUCAAAAACUUUAAGGAAAAUCUUGCAUCAUUUUGGGACAAUUUGGUUCUUGAAUGUCAGAAUGGGCCAUUAUUUGAUAAGGUCUUGUUUGAGAAAUGCAUGGAUUAUGUAAUUGCAUUGUCAUGUACUCCUCCAAGGAUCUACCGUCAAGCAGCCUCAUUGGUUGGCCUCCAGCUUGUCACUUCCUUUAUAACUGUAGCUAAAACACUCAGUGCGCAGCGUGAAACUACUCAAAGACAGCUGAAUGCUGAAAAGAAGAAGCGGAAUGAUGGACCUCGUGUGGAGUCUCUCAACAAAAGGUUAUCUCUGACUCAUGAAAAGAUAACUGUGGCAGAGGAGAUGAUGCGCAAAAUAUUUACAGGGUUAUUUAUGCACAGAUACCGAGAUGUUGAUGCAGAAAUACGGAUGUUAUGCAUCAAAUCUCUUGGUAUCUGGAUUGUAUCAUAUCCAUCACUUUUCUUGCAGGACUUAUACUUAAAAUAUCUAGGUUGGACACUAAAUGACAAGAGUGCUGCGGUGAGAAAAACUUCGGUCCUUUCUCUGCAAAGUCUUUAUGAGGUGGAUGAUAAUGUGCCAUUGCUUGGGCUUUUUACUGAGAGAUUUUGCAACAGAAUGAUCGAGCUUGCUGAUGACAUCGAUAUUUCUGUGGCUGUAUCAGCCAUAGGACUUCUGAAACAACUACUGAGACAUCAGCUUCUAUCAGAUGAUGAAUUGGGUCCUUUAUAUGAUUUGCUCAUUGAUGAACCACCCAUGAUUAGGCGUGCCAUUGGAGAAUUAGUAUAUGAUCACUUGAUUGCACAAAAAGGUGGCGAUAAUGAGUCCUCUGAGGUUCAUCUGGGAAGAAUGCUACAAAUUUUACGAGAAUUUCCUGAUGAUCCAAUCCUGAGUGCAUAUGUCAUUGAUGAUGUUUGGGAUGACAUGAAGGCCAUGAAAGAUUGGAAGUGCAUCAUAUCUAUGCUCCUUGAUGAGAAUCCAAUGAUUGAACUUACUGACGUCGAUGCAACCAACCUGGUUCGACUGCUCUAUGCAUCUGCCAGGAAAGCUGUUGGAGAAAAGAUUGUUCCUGCUACAGACAAUCGAAAGCAGUAUUAUACUAAAGCUCAGAAGGAAGCAUUGGAAAAUAGUAGACGAGAAAUAACUGGUGCCAUGAUGAAGAACUAUCCGCAGCUUUUACACAAAUACAUAGCUGACAAAGCAAAGAUUUCACCUUUGGUUGAGAUUGUAUUACUUUUGAAACUUGAGCUUUAUUCUUUGAAAAGGCAGGAGCAGAAUUUUAAGACUAUUCUGGAACUCAUAACCGAUGCUUUCUUCAAACAUGGUGAGAAGGAUGCUUUGAGAUCGUGUAUUAAGGCUAUCAAUUUCUGUUCUACUGAAAGUCAAGCCGACCUGCAAGAUUAUGCACAAAAUAAACGGAAGAAUCUUGAGAAUGAGCUGAUAGUAAAGCUAAAAUCUGCAAUGAAGGAAGUAGCGGCGGGUGAUGAUGAAUACUCCCUUCUGGUUAAUUUGAAGCGGUUCUAUGAGCUUCAACUGACAAAAUUUGUUGCAAGUGAUGGCUUAUAUGAAGAUAUGGCCAACAUCCUCAGGGAUCUGAAAGAUAUGGAUAAUGAGGUAAAAAGCUUUCUUCUUCUCAACAUGUAUCUGCAUGUAGCAUGGUGUCUGCAGUCUCUGGAUAGUGAAAAUCCUGCAGAAGCAUCUGUUACUGCACUUUUGUUAAAGCGAAAUACACUGUUUGAUCAACUAGAAUACUUCACUGAGACCCUGCCUGAAGUUCAAAAGGAGGGAAGAAGUUGGGGUGUGCUUUCCUCAAGAGUUUGUAUCAUACUAGCAGAGAUGUGGUGUCUAUUCAAAAAGUCAAAGUACUCUUCCACAAGGCUGGAAAGUCUAGGAUAUUGUCCAGAUUUGUCUUUCCUUCAAAAAUUUUGGAGCCUUUGUGAACAGCAGCUGAAUAUUUCAGCAGAUGAGACCGAAGAUGAAGAUGCAAAUGAAGAAUACAUUGAAGAGACCAACCGAGAUGCAGUUAUGAUUGCGGCUGCAAAGUUGGUAGCCACUGAUGCAGUUCCUAAGGACUAUCUUGGUCCAGUGAUUAUUUCACAUUUUGUGAUGCAUGGAACAAGCAUUAUGGAAAUAAUCAAGCAUCUGAUUACAGUUCUAAAGAAAAAUGCCAAUGAUGACAUCCCUACUAUUUUUCUGGAGGCAUUAAAAAGGGCCUAUCAGCGGCAUGUAGUAGAUCUUUCCAGGAGUGAUAAUGAAUCCUUGGCAAGCAAGUCCUAUUCGGAUUGUAAGGAUCUGGCUGCCCGGCUCUCGGGAACAUUCAUGGGUGCAGCUCGCAACAAGCAUAAAUUAGAGAUCCUAAAAAUAGUCAAGGCUGGUAUUUCAUUUGCUUUUGAGGAUGCUCCAAAGCAGUUGUCAUUUUUGGAGGGAGCUGUCCUUCCAUUUGUGUCAAAACUUCCCACAUCAGAUGUCUUAGACAUCCUGAAAGAUGUUGAGAAGAGAUCAGAGAAUGUAAACACAGAUGAAGAUCCCAGUGGCUGGCGCCCCUACUUUACUUUUGUUGAGCACUUACACGAGAAAUACGUGAAGAAUGAUGCUUUGCAAGAUGAAAAAGAAGGGAAGGCCGGAAAACGCAGGGGCCGUCCAAGGAAGGCAAGAAAUCUGCAGGGCAAGAAACUUUUUGAAGGGCAUACUUCAAGUGAAGAAGAUUCUAUUAGCGAAUCAGAUCAAAAUGAUCGAGAUGAAGAAGAUGAAGAAGAAAGACAGCCUCUAAUACAUGCAUUCAGGUCUUCUGCAUCCAAGCUCAGAUCAAUGAGAGUUUCGCAGCAGGAUGCCAGUGGUCAAGCAGGAACUUCUAGGACUAAAGGAAGCAAUGUCUAAUUAGGACUACUUUGGUAGAGAGAAUUAUUGGGAUUUGCAAGCUAUUCAUGGAGUGGUGGUGGCAUGACGCAAGUGCUGUCUGCAUCAUUUGCAUCUGCUGUGGUUUCACACCCUUUGCAUUGUGGCUAGGAACUAAUCAUGUUGUAUGGUUUCACGUCAUCUCUGGAUUCCUUGCGUGCAUGUAUAUAUGUUCAAAGCUCUUCCCCUUUUUUUUGCCCCUUUUUCCUUGUUUUUUCUUUUGGUAGGGGUUGGAAUGUUUAGAACUCUUUUUGGUCUAUGGGAGUGGAAACCUGAAUCAUGCUACUUACAGUGUCUCUCACAACAAUGACCCGUUUGGAUCAUGUAGUUUGAGGCAAAUCCAAAACCCCAAUGUUGGGUGAAAAAAGCUAAGAUGUUUGAUUCAA